GAGGGGCGGAGAGAGUGGCCGAGAGAGGGGCAGAGAGAGGGGGCUGAGAGAGGGGCAGAGAGAGGGGCAGAGAGAGUGGUGGCUCUCCUGUUGCUCUUUUCAUAAGUGUCUCUUUAUAAUUCAGCUGGAGUCUAUGAGUCUAUGAAGUGUCUGUGCUCAGACCAGCUCAGGCUGAGCUGCACUGUACUGGGCUGUACUUUACUGGGCAGUACUGGGCUAUACUUUACUGGGCUGUACUGGGCUGUACUAGACUGUACUGGGCUGUACUGGGUUAAGGUAGAGCACAGUAUUGCAGCAGCAGAAACAGAAGCUCUAUAAUGUUGAAGGUGGAGGCAGUAGUUAUAUAGCAGUAUUGCUGGACUGACUGGACUGACUAGACGGUGGAAUAGAGGCAGUGGAAUGAAUGAGGGGAGUUACACAGAAGAAGGGAGAACCCCAGACAUCUCCAGCCAAAGGUACAGUAGCGAUCCCUCUGGCUUUCUCUGAAGUAUCUCUGUGACACACAUACUGAGAGGGAGUGAGCUAGCUGAGUGCAGCCACAAGGCAUGGCAAUGAGGAGACUAGAUACAACUAGAUACAACUAGAUACAAGGAGAAAUUGGCUGGUCCCCUGUGAGUCCUGAGUGGUGUAGAGAUGGACAGCUGGACCCUACGGGGGGACAGCUACUCCUUCCUCCGCAGCAGCGCUCCUCGCGUCUUCUCUCUGCGCCACCGUGACGGAACCCCGAACCACGUGGAGAUCUUCGACAUCACCAACAUCCCCAGCCAACGCUCAGCCAUCUCUGAGACCACCUGCCUCUGUGACAUCUUUGGGGACGACUGUGAGUCACUCUCCAGUAGCCCAGCUACAGGGGCCUUCGUCCACCCUCCCAUCCCCCCACCCAGGAGGGAGGCGGCAGAGCCAGGGCAGAACUCAGAGUUGCCCCCAGUGUUGCCCUGCGUGGUGGAUGAGCUGAACGACUCGACAAGUUCUUACCACACAGCACCAGAGAGAUUUGAGGAUUCUACAGAGAAGCUCAGUCCUCCAACGCAGAGGGAGAAUAAUUAUAAUUUAUCUGAAGGCUGGGAGUCAGGAGCAUUAGCUACUGCACUAAACAACUCAGCAUCAUCUAAGAACAUCAGUCCAACACUAGAACAAGGAAACACAGCACCAACACCUGGAUGGAGGACAGAUGACUCCUCACCUGACGUGCCUAGCCUUACCUUUAAUACUACAACACCUUCACCUGGCUACAGUAACACUACACCACCUUCACCUGGCUACAGUAACACUACAACAUCUUCACCUGGCUACAGUAAUACUACAACACCUUCACCUGGCUACAGUAAUACUACAACACCUUCACCUGGCUACAGUAAUACUACAACACCUUCACCUGGCUACAGUAAUACUACAACACCUUCACCUGGCUACAGUAAUACUACAACACCUUCACCUGGCUACAGUAACACCACAACACCUUCACCUGGCUACAGUAACACCACAACACCUUCACCUGGCUACAGUAACACCACAACACCUUCACCUGGCUACAGUAACACCACAACACCUUCACCUGGCUACAGUAACACCACAACACCUUCACCUGGCUACAGUAAUACUACAACACCUUCACCUGGCUACAGUAACACUACAACACCUUCACCUGGCUACAGUAACACUACAACACCUUCACCUGGCUACAGUAACACUACAACACCUUCACCUGGCUACAGUAACACCACAACACCUUCACCUGGCUACAGUAACACUACAACACCUUCACCUGGCUACAGUCACAAUACAACAUCUUCACCUGGCUAUAGUAACACAACAACACCUUCACCUGGCUACAGUAACACUACAACACAUUCACCUGGCUACAGUAACACCACAACACCUUCACCUGGUUACAGUAACACCACAACACCUUCACCUGGCUACAGUAACACCACAACACCUAUCCCUGAAGGUAGAGGUUCAGCUUCAUCAGUGGUCCAGCGUUUACCUGCCCCCUCACCACAGUGUAGAGAAACCCACUUGUCACCUAAACCACAGAAUAGGUACUCCAGCCCUUCAUCUGAAUCCGUGGUCCCUGUGCAUUCCUUUGAGGCCAGAGACAGAGCUGUCUCACAUGGGGUCAGAGGUACAGCCUCUUCACCUGACGAUACAGAUCGGUCUUUACCUGAGACCAGAGUAGCUCAGUGCUUACCUGAACCAAGGAACAUCAGCCCCUCGCCUGAGUUAAUUGCCAACCCUUUUUCACCUGAUUACAUAGUGUCAUUUGAACCUAGGGUUAGAGCCAUAACACCUAAGUUAGAAGACUCUGUCAGUACACCUGAGUUAGUGGACUCCAUCAGUACACCUGACAUAGAGGACACUGUCAGUUCAGCUAAAUUAGAGGACUCUGUUAGUACAUCUGAGUUAAAGGAUUCCGUCAGUACACCUGAGUUAGUGGACUCCAUCAGUACACCUGAGUUAGUGGACACCAUCAGUACACCUGAGUUAGUGGACUCCAUCAGUACACCUGAGUUAGUGGACACCAUCAGUACACCUGAGUUAGUGGACUCCAUCAGUACACCUGAAUUAGUGGACUCCAUCAGUACACCUGAAUUAGUGGACUCCAUCAGUACACCUGAGUUAGUGGACUCCAUCAGUACACCUGAAUUAGUGGACUCCAUCAGUACACCUGAAUUAGUGGACUCCAUCAGUACACUUGAGUUAGUGGACUGCAUCAGUACACCUGAAUUAGUGGACUCCAUCAGUACACCUGAGUUAGUGGACUCCAUCAGUACACCUGAGUUAGAGGACUCCAUCAGUACACCUGAAUUAGUGGACUCCAUCAGUACACCUGAGUUAGUGGACUCCAUCAGUACACCUGAAUUAGAGGACUCCAUCAGUACACCUGAGUUCGAGGACUCCAUCAGUACACCUGAGUUAGUGGACUCCAUCAGUACACCUGAGUUAGUGGACUCCAUCAGUACACCUGAGUUAGUGGACUCCAUCAGUACACCUGAGUUAGUGGAUUCCAUCAGUACACCUGUGCUGAUACCUCACCUGUCCCCUGCAGAGAGAGACCUGAGCUCCUCAGAGGAAGCCCAGAGCACCAUCUCAACACCUGCCCCCAGGUACACCCCUCCUACACCUGUCACCUCCUCACCUGAGCUCAGGUCUACCAGUACCACACCUGAACUCAGAUCAGCCAGAAUCACACUUGAAUUGAGAUCAACCAGUGUAACACCUGAACUCAGUCUGCUCAGUGUCCCAACUGAACUCAGGUCAGCCAGUGUCACAACUGAAGUCAGUUUAGCUAGUAUCACAUCUAGUUCUGAACUACUCAGGUCAACGAGUCUCACACCUGAUUUGAAAUCAGAUCUAUCCUCCUCAACUAGCUCAUACCACUCAGGUUCCUCCUCAUCCUCAGACACCUGGACAAAAACGUCCUCAAGAACCCCCUCACCUGAAACAAGGUACUAUAGAACCCUAUCAAGAACCCCCUCACCUGAAACAAGGUACUAUAGAACCCUAUCAAGAACCCCCUCACCUGAAACAAGGUACUAUAGAACCCCAUCAAGAACCCCCUCACCUGAAACACGCUAUGAUAGGACCCUAUCAAGAACCCCCUCACCUGAAGUAAGGUAUGCCAGCCCCCCUAUAAAACCCAGGAGCUCAGCGCAGUCACCUGUGAUCAGAAUCACAUCCUCCACACCUGAGAUCGAGAGAAGAGACCUCACACCUGAGGUAUCUGGACAGGUAAAGGCCAAGUCCCUGGACCCUCGGUUCAACUCCUCCUCCACUCAGGUCUCAGGUAUCACCUACUCCAUCCUCUCCCCAGAAGCCAGGGUCUUGGUGUCAACACCUGAGAUCAAUGGUCUCCUCCGCUCAGCUGAGCCACAAGGCAGAACACACCUGUCACCUGAGAGGAAGAGCACCACCCCUACCGAAGAGAACAGAUGGAACCGUCUCUCACCUGACUCCAUAGGUAGAGGUUCCUCACCUGGAAGCAGAGGUACCAACUCCUCACCUGAGAUUACAGGGAUAUACAGCUCUAUCCUACAUCCUCCUGAGACUAGAGAAAUAGCUGCAUCACCACAGCCACCCAGAUAUAAAAACCUCUCACCUGAGUAUAAAACCCCUUCACCCCCGAAGAGUCAAACUGUCUCACCUUAUCCAACAUAUAAAACCCCUUCACCUCUGCCCGGGUACACAGCCCCCUCAACUGGAGUGGAAGCUGCUCGCUCCUCAUCUGCGCUAAACACUUCAGCCGACUCACCUGGAGUAAAGAGUCCUGGUCCCUCACCUGAAUGCAGGGCUUCACCUGGAGUAAAGAAUCCUGGCCCCUCACCUGAAUGCAGGGCUUCACCUGGAGUAAAGAAUCCUGCCCACUCACCUGAACGCAGGGCUUCACCUGGCUCACCUGGAGUAAAGAGUCCUGGCCCCUCACCUGAAUACAGGGCUUCACCUGGCUCACCUGGAAUAAAGAGUCCUGGCCCCUCACCUGAACGCAGGGCUUCACCUGGCUCACCUGGAAUAAAGAGUCCUGGCCCCUCACCUGAACGCAGGGCUUCACCUGGCUCACCUGGAGUAAAGAGUCCUGGCCCCUCACCUGAACGCAGGGCUUCACCUGGAGUAAAGAGUCCUGGCCACACACCUGAACGCAGGGCUUCACCUGGCAUACGUGAGAGGCGUGUUGGUGGCCUAUCAGACAGACUCAUUACUAACGGCACCUCAAACCCCUUGGGUAAUCACCUUUCUCACGACUUCAGGGAAGCAUCACCUACUGAAGAGAGUAGAGAGACCACCUCUUCACCUGUACUAGGAGAAAUCCCAGUCCCCUACAAGUUCCCUGCCCACUCACCUGAGAUCAUAAACAUCACACCUGAAAUCAGAAACUUCACACCUGAAAUCAGACCCAUCUCACCUGAUACCACUGUUUCUUCUAGAGGAAGGAGCCCCUCCCUUUCACCUGACCACGGGGUUACAGGCAACUCACCUGUCCAGAGACUGGAAGAUCUGGAGCCUAAACAUCUAGUCUCAUCUCUAACCCCUGACCUUAGUGACAGCAGCAACCCCUCACACAAGUCUCCUACACCUGAGCACCCAUGUAGAGAAACCUCACCCAACUCUAGGAAUAAAACCAUAGAGAGGCAAACUGAAGCAGACAUGGCUCAUCUUAUGGGUAAGGAAGACACCCCUUCUCCUCCCCUCACCAGGUUCACUCCAGUACACAUCCUAUCCCCGGUCCCUGGGAGGCCACAUGGCCACUGGGGAAACAGGAAUCACAGACCCCCUGAGACCCAGGCCAUUGAGGUCAUAAUGGAGUCUGAGAACAUGAUGGAGUCUGUCACAGAGGCUGUGACAUCCAGGGGAAGCCCCACUUUUUCAUCUGUUGACAGUAACACCCGGGCCAAUGACAGCCAAUCACACCUGGAAAGGGAGAGGGAGAGAGAUGAGGAGGAGGAGGAGGAGGAGGAGAGGGAGAGAGAUGAGGAGGAGGAGAGGGAGAUGUUGUGGGAGAUGCAAGAGAGGGAUAGAGAGACACUACAGCAGAUACAACAGCUACAACAGCAACAACACGGUAUACUGCACAGAGCUGCACAAAGCUCCCAGCCAGAGACAGCCAGAGGAGGUGGAUCGGGAUCCACCAAGAAGAUUCAGCCCCAGCCCAAGUACAAGCCUGCGAUACCCCAGCUCGGGAGCUCCGUUCCUGGAUGCGUCUCAGUUAACGGCUCCAGCUCCAGCAUGGGCAGCAAGCUGGAUGAGGAGGACAACGAGGUGAAGUGGUUCAGUGACGUGGCCUUCCGCAGCCUGUCCUCUGGGUCCCCUCAGGUGGACUACCUGGACAUGUACAACUCCAGCCACCGCUCCUCCACCGGAGCCUCCCAGCCCUCCACCCAGGACAGCCCAGCGGGGGCUAAUGCAGCCUGGCUGGCCUAUGCUGACCUCAGAGGGUCUGCUCCACAGCUGGACAAUGAAGACUUCCCAGUCCCACGCCAGCAGCAGCAGCCCUCCUCUGGGGCUUAUUAUCUACCCCAUGACGACCUGGACUCAUCCAAAAAAUAUGAGAUGGGCAGCUUUGAGUGUGUGGACGUGGCUGUGGAGAGAGAGGAGCCCAAGAAGGUGAGGAGAGGAGUGCCCAAGAGACAGAUCCAGCUGAAGAGAAGGAAUACGGCCGAGCUGAAGAUGGGUGAGAACAGCAAUGGUAGUCCUAUCAUGGUUCCUAGUCCUGUAAUGGUUCCUGUGGCUCCUGUGGCUUCUAUUGUUCCGAUGGACAGUACCUCUCUAAAGAGACACAGCAGAGAGACGUUGCAGAGACAACACAGCACUCCUCCGGCCUUGCAGGAAGCCUACUGCCCGGAACCCAGCCCUGAACCUGCCACCGAGAGGACUGAGCAGACCAAGAGGAAUGGCAAGCUCCAGAAGUCUUUGUCCCUGGACGAGACAUGUACCAAAACCAAGAUGGCAACCUGCCUGAUCAACAACAUCCUCUCCAAGAAGAUGCAGAAUGUUGGUAAACAAACUGACCAGGAAGGAGAAGGAGGUGACCUCAGCCCCUCUGAGGACAAAACCCCUCAUCCCCCUGAUAGUGAGGCGUCAACCCUUAAAGAGCCCACAAAACCAGAGACACGGAAUCUGAGUUCCAGCAUAAACUCACAAAACAGUUUUUAUUCUGAGCACCUGGCUCGAAGCAACAAGAGGCCUGAACCUACCAGCACAACCCCUGAGAUGAGUCCCAACGCACAUUUUGCUCCUGUCACCUUUCCUCAGAGAAGCAACGAGAGGCCUGAACCUACCAGCACAACCCCUGAGAUGAGUCCCAACGCACAUUUUGCUCCUGUUACCUUUCCUCGGAGAAGCAACGAGAGAAUUGAAUCUCACAGCAACAGAAGCCCUAACCAUGUUAGCCCUUGGAUGAGAUCUGAGCCCCCUACUACUAAUUGUCCUCAGAGAAACAGCGACAGAACUGAGUCUCCUGCCAGAAACCCAAACUCUUGGAGAACUGACCCGGUCAAACCAGAGAUGAGGUCUGAACUGGUGUUCCCGUUUGAGAGUAAAAAACCCACAGAGAAGAAUGCCAAUAUGGGGGGUAAGCAGACACAUGACAGUAAAUGGAGGGAUGAGAGGGAUGACAGUAAAUGGAGGGAUGAGAGGGAUUACAGACAGGCAGGUGACUCAGCAGAUGCCCAGAACACCAGCGUUCUCACUGCCACCCGAGCCAGCAGCACGCAGGCAGGAAUGACAAACACAAAGCUGGAAUACCCCUCUGACUCUUUAAACCAUAAACAUCCGAGCGUCAAGAGCACCUACAUGUCCAAAACACCAGAGAUCACUCUGAAACCCAGCCCUGUUACAGAGAUAAAGAAAACCUCUUCUCUCAACAUCUCACUGUUGCCCGAGAUAGAAACUAAACCUGAGGGUAACCACGAGACUGCCUCCCCUGGGAAGACUUGUCAGAGAGAAACAACAGAAGAAGACAGGACAGUGGAGACUUCACAUACAGAAACCAGAGAUGAAGACAGGAGAAUAGGGACUUCACAUAGAGAAACAAGAGAAGAAGAGAAGGGGGUGAAUACCUUGAACAAGAUGAAUGAACAGACAGUGAAUAUGGAUGCCAAUAGGAACAGUAAAGCCAAAGCUCCCAUGCACAAAGUGAGAGAUGUGAGAAGGCUGGUGAAAAACACAUACAACCUGUCGUUCAAGGCCAUGCCAGCACCAGAGAAGGAGGAGAGGAGUCCAGCUCCAGCAUUCCCAGCCCCAGCUCCAACCCUGGCCUCCUCACCCUCACUUGGUCCCAAAGCUUCGCCAGCCCCAGCUUCUCCUCCAGCACCAGCUUCAUCCCCAGUUCUAGGCACUCCACCUUCCACUGUCCCCAUCAAGACCCCUACCCCCAGCCACUCUGUGUCCAUACUGGUCAAGGAGAAGGGCUACCAGGCAGAUAUUGGGUCUUUGGUCUCUGAGGCUGUGUCAGAGGCCAUAACAAGGAGUGGGCGUGAAGGUGGGGGUGGAGGUGGGGGUGGAGGUGGGCGUGAAGGCUUCGAAGAGACUCUGCUCAAAAGGAAGACAGUGUUAGGACCCCUUCGAAUCAGGAGAGGGUUAGUGUCAGAGCCACGGUCAGAGACAUAG
Oncorhynchus kisutch (coho salmon) is the source of this 8103-nucleotide messenger RNA. RefSeq names its product mucin-2. The coding region runs from base 634 to 8103 and encodes 2489 amino acids. The record is from RefSeq and is a predicted model, not a curated record. Lineage: Eukaryota; Metazoa; Chordata; Actinopteri; Salmoniformes; Salmonidae. Gene Ontology annotation, cellular component: nucleoplasm. The transcript has 6 exons.